CGAUAUUGCUCAAUACCGAGCUCAAUACUACUCUGUAUUAUGAAGUACUGCCCAACCCAAUAAUCUCACCAAGACUCCAACCAAACAGCCCCUACAAAAAUUCGAGAAUAAACGAUAAUGGGCCUACCCUGAAUUGGCCUACAGCAAUCGGCACGCCAAGCAGCAUCUCCGCAGCAUCGGCGUUGGCGAUGAUGCCCUGCAACUCUUCCUCGUCAGAGAGAAACACUCCUCUGUCCCUCCAAUCCGCCGGUCGGUGCGUGCAAUCUCUCACCUCAAAUAUUCUAUCUCGUUUACCCUUCUCUACCCUCGUUCCCGGCUGCACCGCCACCCCUUCCAAAAUUAUUACGCCGCCGCCGUUGCCGCUGGUUUCCUUUGUCACCGUACCCGUGCUCCUGCCCUCAACCUCAUCCUCUUUGUUCUAUUCUCCUGGCCGGAGCCAGAACCAGGCCGCGCCCCCGUCCUCGGUAAGGAGCCUCUCAUCGAGCGUUCGAGUGGAUGGACUGGGCUCUAGCGGAAAGGGUGGGGGCGGCGGAGGACCCGCUUUUGUUGGACAGGUCUUCAGCAUGCUUGAUCCCUCGGGCAAUGGCCUUAUGGCCGUCACGUCGCAUUUUGACAUCCCCUUCAUCACUAAAAGGUUGCCAGAGUGGGUUAAGAAGUUGGUUGUAAGGGUAGGCAAGAAUGAAGAAAAUGGACCAGUUUUCCGCUUUUUUAUGGAUUUAAGUGAUGCAGUUACAUAUGUGAAAAGGAUGAAUGUUCCAACUGGAAUGGUGGGUGCUUGCCGCCUUGAUGCAGCGUAUGAACACUUCAAGGAGAAGCCUCAUAUGUUCCAAUUUGUUCCAAAUAAAGAGCAGGUUAAGGCAGCUAAUAAAUUGCUGCGAACAAUUCCAAAGAAGGGUGAAAGAAGAAAAGUUCAUGGAGUUCCUGUUUUUACAGCAAAUAACUUGAACAUUGCAAUAGCAACAGCUGAUGGUAUCAAAUGGUAUACCCCAUACUUUUUUGACAAGAACUUGCUAGAUAACAUUCUUGAGGCUUCAAUUGAUCAGCACUUCCAUACAUUAAUCCACAGCCGUCAUAUGCAACGGAGGCGUGACAUUGUAGAUGAUGGCUUCGCUGCUGAAAUUGAGGAACAUAUUGAUAGUUUAUUUGAGCCUCCAGAGGUUCAAGAAUUGUUGGAUGAAAUGGGUCAUCCUGGAGUACCUCUUAGUGUCAUGUCAAAGGCAGCUGAGAUCCAACUCCUUGAUGUUGUUGACAAAGCACUACUAGGGAAUAAGUGGUUGAGGAAAGUCACUGGUAUUCAGCCAAAGCUUCCAUAUCUAGUUGAUUCAUUUGAAGAAAGGAGCGCAGCUUGUUUCCAGAAGAAUUCUGCAUUAGCCAGUUCUGCUACUAAUCCCCAAAUUCUCCAGCAUAAUGAGGACAGACUGAAUCCCUUUGCUUCCGAUACUGAUUCAAUUGAAAGCACUAAGGGAGAUAAUGCCCAACCAAUUAGUCAAAUGAACUAUCAGUUUCCAUUUGGAGACUGGUUAUCAAAUCCAUGGUCAAGGCUACAGGGAAAGCAACAUAAAUCUAAAGGCAACAUAUCCAAUCCAAGAAUGAUGAAAUCUGAUGAGAAUGAUAUUAACAAAGUUCCCCCUAAUCCUCUUCUUCCAAAAAUCACAAUGGUUGGUGUGUCAAUGGGGGAAGGAGGUCAGAUGAACAGAGCUAACUUGAAGAAAACCAUGGAAGAUUUGACCAAGGAGUUGGAGCAGGCAAGUCAGGCAUCAGGAAACUCCAGCAAAGAUAAGGAUCCUCUGUUUGUUGCUAAUGUUGGAGACUAUUCAAGUAUCACAAGAAUCAGCUCUGCAUAAUAAAAUGGUGAAAAAAAAACUCACACGUCAUAAUUCUUCUGUUUUUUUUUUUUUUUCAUAUAGGAAUGUUAUUUUUAAUUUUUUUUAGUGGCAGAACUGAUAAAAAAAGAUGUAAAUUAGAUGGAAAUUGGUUAUUGUAACUGUGGGUAAUAUUGCUAAUUCUUUUUGAGAUGUUUGGAGCUUGUUUGAGCCUUUUGCUUGUACUGUUAUUGAAGUUGUACAGCUUUUAAGUUUGUCA
This is a messenger RNA of Dendrobium catenatum, 2082 nucleotides long. RefSeq lists its product as uncharacterized. The transcript has 9 exons. Gene Ontology annotation, biological process: protein transport. The record is from RefSeq and is a predicted model, not a curated record. The coding region runs from base 189 to 1844 and encodes 551 amino acids. NCBI's taxonomy places the organism in Eukaryota, Viridiplantae, Streptophyta, Magnoliopsida, Asparagales, Orchidaceae.